AUGAUGGCCACUUUGUUGGUAGUAACAUUUAUAAUUGGAUUUGUUAUCAUACGAUUGUUGAGUAAAACGAAUGGCCAGAAAAAUGACGAUAAUAAUAAUCAACAACAACAAAAUGAUUGUGAUUCACAGCUAAAAUUUAUCCAUUUAGAUUAUCUACCAACUAGAAAUUUUUCACUAUGUCCAUAUGAAUUGAAUGGUGGUAAGAAAAAAUCCAAAUCCAUUGUAAUCAUUUUUGCGUGGCUAUUUGCACAGGAUCGUCAUCUAAAUAAAUAUCGUAAAUUAUAUCUUGAACUUGGCUACAAUGUAUUGACAAUACGUACUGGUUUAAUGCAAUUAUUAUUUCCACCAUUUGGUACACAACAAAUUAUGGCACAAUUAAUACAAUUUAUGCGUAUGAAUCAAGAUCAAUAUGAUACAUAUAUAAGUCAUGCAUUUUCUGUUGGUGUUUAUGUUAUGGGUGAAUGUUUAGUACUAUUGAAUGGUCAAUCUAAUCAAGAUGUACGAAAUAUAUUUCAACAACGAAUGAAAGGUGUCAUUAUUGAUUCAGCUGUCGAUGUGAAUGAAGGUCCAAUUGGAUUGGCCAAAGCAACAACAUCGAAUACAUUAUUACAGAUUGUAAUCAUUGUAUUGAUACGAUUAUAUUAUAUAAUCAAUUAUCCAUUGGCCACUAGACAUUAUUUAGAAUCAUCAAAACAGAUACACAUUAAUCCAAUCGAUUGUCCAUCAUUGGCAUUCAUAUCUAAAGAUGAUCCAAUGGUCAAUUAUGAUGAUCAUAUAAAAACAUUUGAAAAACAUCGUAAUAAUGGUCUUAUUGCUAUGAUAAAAUCUUGGGAUCAAUCACCACAUGUUGCACAUUAUGUUAAAUAUCACGAAUAUCGAUCAACAUUGAUAAAAUUUCUUGAUCAAAUAAUGUCUAAUGAUGAUGAUGAUGAUGUUUUAAUCAAUUAAAAAGUAAAAUCAUUUAAUGCAUUUGAAGGUCAUUGAUGAUGAUAGUUAAUUAUUAUGAAUUAAAUAAUUUAUGAGAGAAAAAAAAUGAUUAUUUCAUUGA
Molecule: messenger RNA, 1048 nt
Organism: Dermatophagoides farinae (American house dust mite)
Lineage: Eukaryota; Metazoa; Arthropoda; Arachnida; Sarcoptiformes; Pyroglyphidae
Molecular function (GO): serine hydrolase activity
Source: RefSeq, a predicted model, not a curated record